AUGAAGUUUCUCUUCGGAAUUCUUACCUCUCUCACCAUUCUUGGAGCCCCCGCUCUAGCAGCGGUGAAUGGUCCGUGUAGCGGCACCAGCGAUACGCCGGGAUACUAUGGAAUCUGCAUUUCGACAUCCUCCUGCAGGGCCAAUGGCGGGACUUACGUGAACAACCGCUGUCCCAAUGACCCGAACAACAUCAAGUGCUGCACUAUUGCUGGAUGUGCAGACUCGAGCAGCUACUGCGGAUGGACCAGUCGGCAUUGCAGUGGGAAAUUUAGAACUGGAUUGUGCCCGGGCGGUAACAAUUACAAAUGUUGUGAUCAUUGA
This is a messenger RNA of Histoplasma capsulatum G186AR, 321 nucleotides long. RefSeq lists its product as uncharacterized. The coding region runs from base 1 to 321 and encodes 106 amino acids. The record is from RefSeq and is a predicted model, not a curated record. The transcript is spliced from 2 exons. NCBI's taxonomy places the organism in Eukaryota, Fungi, Ascomycota, Eurotiomycetes, Onygenales, Ajellomycetaceae.